AUGUUUUGGGUGAAAUGCGAAAGGUUUGAGGGACUCCAGGCUACCUUCUUGCCCACGGAAAUUGCAGAACAUAAUGAGAAGCAGGUCAUGGACUACUUUCAGCAAUACUUUGACUUGGCCUUUUUUAAGGAUACUUCUGAACUUACUAAUAUGAGAUAUUUACAGCAGACUGGAAGGUCUUCAAAGCUGUCUGCCAAAGAAUUGCAGGUAUUUAUUGGAGCAACAAUACUAAUGUCUUGUUUGAGAUACCCUAGAGUUAGGAUGUACUGGGGUAAAACAACAAGAGUUAUUAGCAUUACUGAAAUUAUGACUCGAGACCGAUACUUCACCAUUAGAAGUAAUUUGAAGGUGACAGACGAUAAUGCUGUAACAGAGGAAACUAGAAGGAAAGAUAAGUUGUGGAAAAUAAGGCCACUUUUAGAACGUGUAAAGAGAGCAUGCCUCAGUUUACCUCGAUCUCCUGAAGUGGCAGUGGAUGAACAAAUGAUCCCGUUUACUGGAGCAUGCGCAAUAAAACAAUUUGUCAGGGGAAAGCCAAAUCCUGAAGGGCUUAAAAUUUUUGUGUUGGCUGCUCCUUCAGGACUAGUCCUUGACUUUGGGAUUUAUCAGGGUAAAGGAACAUUUCCAGAAGCUAUUGGUCAACAAUUAAAACAAGAAAUAGGAGCCUCAGCAGUCCUCAGGCUUUGCCAGAGCCUUCCAGAAGGAACACAUGUGUUUUUUGAUAGGUAUUUUACCUCUGUUCCGUUACUGGAAUCAUUGGCUGAAAAAAACUUGCCUGCCACUGGAACAAUCAUGAAGUCAAGAAUACCCAGAGCAGUCCAUCUGACAGCAGACAAGAUUCUUGCAAAUCAAGGACGUGGGUCUGUUGACCAGACAGUGAGAAAAGACAAACUCAUUUCUAUUGUAAAAUGGAUCUGCACCAGAACCAAAAAGUGGACCGUAAAAACUAUUUUUCACUUCAUAGAUCUGGGAAUUGAAAAUAGCUGGAUUCAGUACAGAAGUGACAGAAUUAAGAACGAUGAGCCAGAGAAGAAUAUCCUGCAGUACCUUGAUUUCAAAAUCAGAAUUGCUGAGCAUUUGUUAAGGGGCCAAGAGGAACAACAUUCUGAUGAAGAUGAUGAGGAGUCAACUCCUAAAAGGUGA
Molecule: messenger RNA, 1143 nt
Organism: Schistocerca americana (American grasshopper)
Lineage: Eukaryota; Metazoa; Arthropoda; Insecta; Orthoptera; Acrididae
Product: piggyBac transposable element-derived protein 3-like
Exons: 3
Coding region: 1-1143 (380 amino acids)
Source: RefSeq, a predicted model, not a curated record